Drosophila ficusphila is the source of this 1007-nucleotide messenger RNA. RefSeq names its product mitochondrial inner membrane protease subunit 1. Gene Ontology annotation, cellular component: mitochondrial inner membrane peptidase complex; membrane. The coding region runs from base 179 to 679 and encodes 166 amino acids. Gene Ontology annotation, molecular function: serine-type endopeptidase activity. The record is from RefSeq and is a predicted model, not a curated record. NCBI's taxonomy places the organism in Eukaryota, Metazoa, Arthropoda, Insecta, Diptera, Drosophilidae. The transcript has 2 exons.
GGAAGCCCUCGAUUGGCACUCAGCUGUGCUUUUUAGUGCAGCCCUGAUUUUUACACAACAUAAACAUCUCUUUCCGGGUUGAUAGCACCUCUGCCGGAUCUAGGACACAGGAGAUGCUCUGAGCACAAGCGCAGGUGGAUGUGGAGCAGCCAAAGCAGGAAUCGCCAGGAUACCCGCCAUGAAGGUCCUUUCGCGACUGGGUCGCCUCAUGCGCUACACGGUCGCCUAUGCGGCCAUCACACACUGCACCUUCGAGUACAUCGGCGACUUUGUCCUGUGCAAAGGACCCUCAAUGGAGCCCACUCUCUACUCGGACAACGUGUUGCUCACAGAACGCCUGUCGAAGCACUGGCGAACCUACCAGCCAGGAGACAUCGUUAUCGCCAUCUCGCCUAUCAACGCCAGUCAGUUCAUUUGCAAACGGAUCGUUGCCGUGUCCGGUGACCAGGUGCUCAUCCAGAAGCCGACUCCCAUCGAAGCCGAAUACAGCGGGAGUCAGGAUGUCAAAACGAAGCCCAUAAUGAUUAAGGACUAUGUGCCGCGCGGCUACGUUUGGAUCGAGGGAGACAAUAAGGGUAAUAGCUCGGAUUCACGCUAUUACGGACCUAUUCCGGUGGGUCUCAUCCGGAGUCGUGUGCUCUGCCGCAUUUGGCCAAUAUCCGAGGCCACCGGACUGUAGAUUGACUUCCCGAAAGAGUUUUACUCUAGUUUUUUCUCAACUGAACCCAUUCGAGUGGCCUACUUUUAAAGGAAAUUCUAGAUCAUAUAUUUUAUAGAUCCAUUUCAUAUGCGGUUCUCGUCUGAUUUGUGCGACAAGUGGGUCUUGAAUUUGCGAUCCUUUGGAUGUUAUGUAAUACAAAUAAACCAGAAGAGCGUUUGAGAAACUGCCAAUCAAAUAUUUAUUAUUAAUAUACAUUCACUAGAACGGCUUUAUUUUAUCAUUUGCAGACAUUUGUUUAUUUAAAAAAAUCUAAAAUUAAUAAAUUGUGAUUAUUUAUCAAAACUGA